CGCUUUAAUAGAGUAGUUGGUCAGAAACAGUCUGGUGUUUUUGCUCUCCACCCCUCGUCUGAAAUGCAACGCCUGUUGCUUUACUGCUUGCUGGCCGCCACUCUGACCAGCGCAGAAGUCCUUGCCCAGGACCUCAACGAGACCAUCGAUGUGAAAAAGUUGGCAGAGGUAGUGCAAUCUCCUGCUUUCCAGACCCGUGUCGUCGGUGGUGAGGUCACUACGAAUGGAAAGCUGGGUGGCUAUCUAAUCGCACUGCGCUACGAAAUGAACUUCAUUUGCGGAGGCAGCCUGCUCCAUGACCUUAUCGUCCUGACAGCGGCGCAUUGCUUUCUGGGCCGGGUGAAGAUCAGAGAUUGGUUGGCCGUCGGCGGCGCCUCCAAACUCAAUGAUGGAGGUAUCCAGCGUGAAGUUAAGGAAGUCAUCAAGUCGGCCCAGUUCCGGGAGGAUGACAUGAACAUGGAUGUGGCCAUAUUGCGGCUGAAGAGACCCAUGAGGGGCAAAACUCUCGGAAAGCUAGUACUGUGCAAAAAACACCUAAUGCCAGGCACAGAACUCCGGGUUUCCGGUUGGGGUCUAACCGAUAUCAGUGAGUUUGGCCCACAGAAACUAUUGCGUACGGUGACAGUGCCAAUCGUGGAUAAAGGAAAGUGUCGUGCUUCCUAUCUGCCGAAGGAUUGGGAAAGUUACAAGCAUUUUGAUAUACUUUUAAAAGUUAAUUUGACAGACAGCAUGUUUUGCGCCGGAGUGCUGGGAAAAAAAGACGCAUGCACCUUUGACUCCGGCGGUCCGUUGGUGUACAAUAAUCAAGUGUGUGGCAUCGUGUCCUUUGGAAUAGGAUGUGCCAGUAGAAGAUACUACGGUGUCUACACGGAUAUUAUGUAUGUGAAGCCCUUUAUCGAGCAGAGCAUUAAGUUAUUGCUGGCCAAUCGGUGAUUAAAUUUUAAAAAUUA
Molecule: messenger RNA, 950 nt
Organism: Drosophila teissieri
Lineage: Eukaryota; Metazoa; Arthropoda; Insecta; Diptera; Drosophilidae
Product: seminase
Exons: 3
Coding region: 64-933 (289 amino acids)
Biological process (GO): proteolysis
Molecular function (GO): serine-type endopeptidase activity
Source: RefSeq, a predicted model, not a curated record